Phragmites australis (common reed) is the source of this 1211-nucleotide messenger RNA. RefSeq lists its product as uncharacterized. The coding region runs from base 1 to 1092 and encodes 363 amino acids. Lineage: Eukaryota; Viridiplantae; Streptophyta; Magnoliopsida; Poales; Poaceae. The transcript is spliced from 3 exons. Gene Ontology annotation, molecular function: DNA-binding transcription factor activity. The record is from RefSeq and is a predicted model, not a curated record.
AUGGCGACCACGCCUUACUUCCUCUGGGCUCCACACUCCUCCACCGCGGCCUCCGACUCGGACAUCGCCGGCUUCGGCUCGAGCGCUCCGGAGAUGGCGCUGACAGCGACGACAGCGGCAGAGACAACGGCGCUGGUCUCGCCGGAGCAAGGGUCGGGGGCAGUGGCGCGGCCGCGGCUGCGUCGGAAUUCGUCAGGGUCCGGAAAGCAGCAGCAGCAGGCGGGUUGCGUGGCCAAGAAACCUCCGCAGCGCGGGCUCGGCGUGGCGGAGCUCGAGCGGCUACGCUGCGGGGGCGACCCGCUGCGCGAACUCUCCGCCGUGGUGGGGGGCGCCGCCGGCGCGCAGGCCCACCCGCUGCUCCUCCACCACCACCACCACCUGCCGGCGUCGGCGUUCGAAGCUGCCACCGGCGCGCGCUACUGCUCGCCGCUGCUGGUCCAGCCGUCCGCCCCGGCCCCUCAGCCGCCGGUGGGCCCAAUCUGCUACGUCCAGCCGCACGCGGCCGGCGGCCAGAGGGCACCGCCCCUGGCGCCGGAGCAGCAGUACUUCAGGGACCGGUGGGGCCGCAUGGAGGGCUUCUCCCCGGCGGGCAACAGAGCCGGCGCCGGCGCCGACCGCCGGGCCCAGCUGCUACUGCUACCGCCGCUGGCGCCAGAGCACCCUUCAAGCCAAAGCACCAUCUGGCGUCCUGCUGCGUCCUCUUCCUCCUGCCUCCACACCGGUCACCGCUGCGACCUCUGCUCCAGGACGCUGAGGGCCUUCGCACCACCGACAGCUCCUUCAUCUCCGACCACAGGCUUCACCGCCACCACCACCGCCAGGCCAGAGUACAUCUACGAUCUCGCCGCGGCCACGGACACUGCUCGCCAGGAGAAGGGUGAAGUGUUCUUGGCGCGGGAGAGGAGGAGGGGAGCCGCGGCCGAGGCGCCGGAGAAGAAGGAGGUCAGGGAGAUCGAGUUCUUCCCGGCAGCAAGCACGCACCACGGCGCCGGCGGCGUCGCCCCCGAGGAGUCCGAGUUCGCGACGCCCCUGUCCUCCUCGUCCGGCGCCGGGGGCUUCACCGUGCAGCUGGACCUGUCGCUGAGGCUGUAGGGAUCCGGUUUGCUUGGUCGCGUAGGGUUUUAGCUUCUGUUAUUUCUUGGGUCGUUGUGUGCUGGACUUGGACCAGUGCGUGGGUUACGCUCUUGGGGCUCAGAACUUUAGAUGCUUAA